UGGGAUUCUGAUUAUCUAAUAAACCCAAGUCAUCUUCCAAAUUCUAGUUCUUUUACCAAUAAUGAAUUAGAUAAUAUAGAUGAUCAAUUUUCAGAAAUUAUUAAAUUAGGAAGUCAUAGUAGCAAAGAAAUUGCUAGGCAAGUAAAAUAUCGAUUAGAAUUUGAAGAAUACCCUGAGACAGCCUCGGAUAGUAUUGCUUGUAUUUACAAUGUAUCUGGCAUAGACCCAGAAAAAGCACGUGAAAUAUUUGACCUUAAAAAUAUCCAAUACUCUUAUAAAGAGGGCACAACUCAUGACAAUAUUUAUU
Messenger RNA from Racocetra persica, 307 nucleotides. The record is from the annotation of a GenBank genome assembly. NCBI's taxonomy places the organism in Eukaryota, Fungi, Glomeromycota, Glomeromycetes, Diversisporales, Gigasporaceae.